Messenger RNA from Cyanidioschyzon merolae strain 10D, 1206 nucleotides. RefSeq lists its product as hypothetical. The record is from RefSeq and is a predicted model, not a curated record. Bases 1 to 1206 code for a protein of 401 amino acids. NCBI's taxonomy places the organism in Eukaryota, Rhodophyta, Bangiophyceae, Cyanidiales, Cyanidiaceae. The transcript has a single exon.
AUGCGAGAAAGACAUCGUCUACGGGCUGGUGAGCUAUGCACCGCAAGUAGCGGAACGCCAAGUUUUCUUCUGGAAUGUUUCAACAACGUGCUUAGUGGGUGUCACUGGUGGCGGUCGCGAGAGCUCCCUCACGAUACGGGCAGUGUGUCGAAGCGACGCGUCUCCGAGCACUUGCACAUCCGCAAAUGGCCAUGGGCGCGUCUCUGCAAGUGUUUGAUGGUACUUGUCAUUCUGGUUACGUUCGUUCCAUAUGAUUGGUGGUACCGCUACAUCCGCGGACCCGAGCCUGUGACAAGCUUUCCCCCCGACGUGUACACUGGAUGCGCUGCUGAUGAUGCGCCCGUUCGCUUGGCAGUCGUGAUGCCGCUAACUGCCCGUGAACUUGCUCGCGCGGAGGCGAACCUCCGGAGCUGGGCAUUCCAACCUGAGCUGGCGCCCUGUGUCGGUGAUCACAGGGAGACUGCAUCUGCGCCAUUGGCUGAUUUUUAUUUCUACUUCGAUUUGCCGUUAGAUUUCGACGAAGAGACCGUUACAGCUGUUGAGAGGCUGAAAGCGUUACUGACCGAGGUACCGGCGAACGUGAGCCGAUGUUUCGGCUCGUUCUCGUUCAUAUCGGCAGACAUGACGCCCUCAGAGUCACGCAAUACGUACAGACACAGUCUGCUGACUACCCAGGUGGCAACGCGAGGAACCGUGACUCAGUUUUAUCGCCUGAUCUUGGAUCAUGCCCACAUGGAGCGAUAUUACACACAUGCGUUCUACAUGGAGACAGACACGCGGCCAAUGCGGUCGGGCUGGUUACAGGCUCUGUACCGAGUCACCGACUCUUCUGUCUGGGUCAAGGGCAGCAUCAUGCGCUACCCGAAACCUACUGUGCUCGGUUUCGAGCCCUAUCGUUCCAUAUACCUCUAUCAUAUCAACGGGAACGCGAUCUAUCGCCUGGGUUGUCCGUGUUUUAAGUCGUUUCUGCGAUCAGUCCGCGAAACGUAUCGCGAUUACGCAUUCGACACGAGCAUGGCCUUCUAUCGUCUGGAAUUACGACGUUACGCGCUCUUUCAACGGAUUGCACACCGCUUUGCGUUUACGGAUGUCAUGGCAGACUGGUGCGACUACGAGUUCUCUUUGAGUGAUCUCGGAAACACGUUCCUGGUCCACGGCAAGGCACAGUUAAGCCACUACGACUGGCGCAAGCUGGGGCGCUACUAG